CAAGAAGGGAGGCAAACUGACAGAAAAGGCUAAAACAAGAGUCCUAGAGCUGUUUUGUUUUUGGACUGGGGGAUAUAAUUUUGUGUUUUGCUCAUCAACAUUUAAAAAAAAAAUCUGCUGAAAGCCACGAUGCACUCAGCACCCUGAGCGAGGACUGAGGCAUCCACUGGAAACCAGCAGAGAGAGCCUACAAGAUGACCUCAGGGGCUGAGGAUGUGAUGUGGAGCUGAAACAGACACAUACAGUGAUAGAGGGCUACCCACCGACCACCAUCAGACGCACGGCUGUCGACAAACCAAUCAAUGUCAAGCACAGGGAGAAGCAGCCCACGUAGGUGAUGACGACAGGACAUAGGGCUGCGGUGAUGGGAGAUGUAAGCUGGUGCAAUGUGUGGUGGGGCAGAAGAGGGCUUGGGAUGUUAUUGCUGUUGUGGAUUUUCACUGCAGUCCCGCCAUCCUACCCCCAGCCUCCCCUCCCUCUCUCCCUGCCUGUCCAGAUGUCAAUUGUUCCCCCUCCUUGGCAGUUCCUGCCCCUGUCCCAGGCUGAUCUGGGGCCACUCUUCUCCAACUCCAGCCCGUUCUCCUUCUCCCAGAGCCUCCUGGUGGUGCCACCACCUGGCCAGGCCUCCAGACCGGGCCUCCAGGCCUCAUUCGGGACUUAUUCAGUCACACAGCUCAUAUCAGAGCCCGUGCUCCCUCUCUCCCCUCCUCUGUCGGCUGCCCUGCUGUCUGAGCAUGUGGAAAGAGAGAGGGAUGAGGGAGGGAAGGAGAGGUUCAGGGUGAGGGCACUGUUCCACAUGCGGGGCGAGGGCAGCACCCGAGGGACCUGCGUCACCCUGCACGCCUUCAAGGAGACAGAGGAGCACAAGGCCUCCUGCAUCACACAGCCUCCUCUGGGACUCUGCGUGGUGACUCUGACGCUGCCCAACAGCUGGUUUGAGGAGGAACAGCUCGACAAACCAUACCACGGUUUGGGCAAGAGGCUCAGACACCGCCACUACCGCCGCUGGGCGCAGAGCAGGGAGCUUCAGCGGGGGGCCCAUCGUCUGGGGGGCCUAAUCAGCCACCGCUGGCCUAGUGACAACAGUAGAGCCGGUGGAGCAGCUUCUCUCUCUCUAAGAUACCAUCCUGGUGUUGAAGAGGACACUGGCAUGCCAGGGGCCCUCAGAUACCAGCGGGGCCCCAACAAAGACCGAAUCCAGCUCUACUACUCCACCUUUGGUACAGUGGCCAACCUGAAGCUGUCACCACCUAGAUGUGUGGAGGACAAGCUGCCUCAUUCCCAGAGGCAGCUCUUCUUCAUCAAAGCAGUGGCACUGAGAGAAGAGGGGGAGAAUAAAAAAGAAAGGAACAGCACCAAAGAAGAGGAAGCCUGUUUGAAUGGGCAGGAAGAGGAGGAGCUCAGCUUGGACUCCCAUGUUCUGAUUCGCUAUCACAGGGGGCCUGUCCAGAUAGGACAGCCAAUCGGGGUCUCUGUGAAUCUGAGGGCCAAUUUCAGUGCUGAGUUUGUUAUUAUAAGGCUAAAGGUGAAGAAGGGCUUGGUGUCAAUGGUGGCCCAGCGAACUUUGACCUCUGACCUGUGGGCAGUGACCCUGGAGAGAACCCAGGGCUCAAAACACGACAUCGUCUCCAUCAUCUGCCACAAGCUCCCCACACACAAGCACACACACAGUCCCUCUGUCCUCCAGCAGGUGGUGUGUCUGUCCGUCGACGGUCUGAGGCGGAGUUUCGGUGUUGCCAUGACAGUGUCGGCUCAUUGGUCGCUGGAGUACUCGGGGCGUAAUAACUCUCCAUCACCAUACGGGGCAGCAGUGAGCGUCUUCUCUUUCGCUGACCGCCACAUCGUCGGCAUCGCUCCCAUCAUGGAGAGCGACACGAUCAUCAACACAGCCAUACUGACCAACGAGCCUGUGUCCCUUCCUGUUAUUGUGCUGGCCACAGGGCAUGAUGGGAAGGUGUCUGAUGUCACCACCGCCGUCACGUGUCAUUCGACCAACGAGAACAUCAUCAAGGUGUCCAGCGAUUGCUCAGCCAUCUUUGUGGACGGCAGUGAGUCAGGAGUGGGCAGCACCUGUGUGGGGGUGGAGUUUCUCCUGGGCACGCUCAGCGGCUCCGUGUGUCUGGCAGUGUGGGCUCCCUCAGUGCCCCUGCGAGUGUCCCUGGAAGACCCCGUUCUGAACGCCAUAGACGGCUGGAACUACUUCACCGAGCAAGGGUGCUCGCCGGUGUUUCAGCGCUCUUCAGUUCAGGUUCUGACUCAGUUCACGGCCCAGGACACCCAGAGCAGGACCACACACCUCCUGGGCUCAUCCGAUUGGUUUGUGGAUGUAACAGAGUUGGUCCGUAACUGGCUAAGAGUGGAGGACCCCCGGGUGGCGUCCCUCGGCACGCAGAAUAACCUGGUUGGCUUACAGCCUGGAAAGACAUCGCUGCAUGUCAUCUCUGGUCAGUGGGAUGGGGUGCUUGGAAGUUGUGACAUCACUGUGACCUCUGACCCGGUCUUGCCCGGAGACCUCUCUGUGCAGGUAGUGAGCGGCCUGGGCAUGUCAAUCAUGGCCAGCCCCGCCCACCCCUCCAUAGUCACAUCGACAGUGACAGCCUACAACAUCCUGUACAACCACCAACAGGAGGCAUCCAUCAGUGUCUGGCUCCAGUUCAGCGAUGACACCGCCUCCCUCCUUUCCGCCUUCAGUGGCAUUCCCUUCUUCCUGCGUGUCUCCUCAUUGGCUGAGACUGUGGCUGUCGUGAUGCCUGGCCCCACCCAGCGCAUAAUUGCCCGUGGAGAUGGAGGCGGGCCCUUGCUGAGGGCAGAACUUCUAGUGUCAACCUGCGUCGAUCAGCCGAUCACGUCCAACUCCAUCGCUGAAGGCAAUGUGGAGGGGAAGGAACACGGAGGAAGGGGUGGGACGAGGAGGCUGGCGAAGGGAUCUGGUUGGAUAAGAGUAAAUCUGGACUCCGAGCUGUUUGAGCCAGUCGGGAAUGAGGACGGAGAGGCCGAGGAGUUUGAGUUUGACAUUUCGGACACACUGGUGGAAUCGGACGGUGACGUCUACAUGACAAAUUUUGAUGAGCACAUUCCGAGCCAGAACGUAAGCACUGGUGGUGACUAUUAUGAUAAAAUCAUGGGGAAGGUGGUUAAUAGAAACUGGAACAAUGUGGGAAAGGGCAGGAUGGUCACACGGAACAAUCUAGAAAGAGCCGUGCUAAUGCCAAACCACGAGGAGAGCGCCGUCUACUUCUCUCCAAGCCAGGAGAAGGAAGGAGGGUGGCGAGAGGAGAGAGAGCAAGAGGACGAGGAGCAGCAGGGAGACCGGGAGCUGGAAGUCGGGCUGGCUGCUGUCCUCUCUCUCCUCUGUCUCUCCACCAUCCUCUUUCUGGCAAACUGCCUGCCCUGUGCCCUGAGAGAGAGGAGGAGGAAAACCACAACAAAAGACGAGGAGGAGGAGGAAGGAGACAUCGAUGGAGUUGCAGACAAAGACCAGGAGCAAAAGCGGUGGAGGAAGAAAGAGGUAGAAGGCAAGGAAAGGGAAGAGGAGGAGUGGAAGAAGCCCGACGCUGAGGAGACAGAAAAACACGAGCAACGGGAGAAAAAGGAGGACGUUAAGGAAGUCGAGAUAAUUUGCUGAUAUCUGUGAGGGCCAUUUCGGAGACUUAGUUCUUAAGUACAAAUGUUAGGGAAAAAGAUGACGUAUGAUGAUGUAAGAUGAUGUAGAGACAAUAUUUUUGUACACUGCGGGGCUUCCUAAACUCGUUCAUACCAGGACUCAAAUCAGAGGGACACAGUUUCUGAUUUGGGUUGUGAAAAAUGUUUGUAACCCACCAGCAACAAGCCCAGUUUGGGUCCUGAACCGUGGUUUCAGAAAGCUGUAACUGAGCCCAUGUUGUUGUCUGUCGUUUGUGUUUGUGUACGUGUCUUUGCUGAUGUAGACUGGGUGUUUGUGUCAAGCUGGCAGUUUGAUAGUGAUUUAUUCGUCCUGUCACCUGUCUCUACUUAAGGCUAGCCUUGACAGAGAUCUCCUUCUCCCUCAGACUUCUGUUUUCUACCAAACAGAGAGAAUUUCUGGGGUUUCCACUUCUGCUGCCCAGUAGAAGAUGUUUUCUCAGGGAAAGAGUGAAGUGGGCAGAGAAAAAUGGAGCUCCUGGAGGCAAUAUUCACUCACUGUGUUGAAGAGGUACAAAUUAUCAGGAGCAUUAACAAAUGCUACUUCCCUGCUCUGAUUCAGAUGGACAGUUGGAGAGACCAAUGAGACAAAGGUGUGGGUAUUGUUGACCUUAUUCAGGCUUGGUUUAUCACACAAACAUUUAUCAUUUCACUGACUCACAUUGGAAAACAUUAGAACACUAAGGGAUCUAAGAGUUCAGGGGGCUCUCACUUCAUAUUUUAAUAUAUUCUGUCCGUUAGUGUGAGCUACCAGGGUCUACCCACAUUAGCAGGCAAGCAGGGUACCAUUCAGUCAGCUGGCUAGCUCACUUGCUAAAUUCAAGGUGUUACAGUUCUUUUUCCACAGAGUUAAAUUAAUAUAAUUUCUCAGUGGUUCUGUCGAUGAAAUGCUCUUUCUCACAGUAAUCGGGGACCUUGUUCGAGGCUUUUUGUUCUGUGCGGAGGAGAAAGCCUGCUGUAUUUACAGCCGGAUUUCACACAGGCACAAGAUCCAGGUUUUCACCCUUUGUGCCACACAUCUGCUCUUUUUAUGACUGCCAUAAGCCAUGUGGAACGGGCUAAAAAUGAGAUGUCUUUGUUCCUGGAGGAAAUCCACUCUACAUGCCUGUUUGUAUGCAAUGUCUGUCUGACGUGUUUCAUUUUGACAGGGGGAUUUGUUGUCACAUCUGUCUCUUUGGAAAGUACAAAUCGUAGAGAAAAUAUUUCCUCACAAGAGCACUUGUGAUUCAUCGUGAAUAGGGAGUCAUUUAGUCAAUCAAACAGCACUUUAGAAAGUGUUUUUGUGUAAAUCUGUUUGAUGUAUACAUUUGUUAGCAACAAUGGUGCAAGUCAGAUGGACAAAGUAUUCCUCCAAAGUUCCUCAAAGUCCGGUUCACUUCCACCUGGUGUGUGUGGAAAGCCAGUGAAGUGAAGUGAGAGCUUUCUGAUGGUCGUAAUGGAGCUGUGUUCAUGAUACACCAGACCAGCUACACAGCACUGCACCAGCCUCGCAGCUCCUAGAAGGGCAGCUGAUGUACCGUACAAUGUAAAUACGCUGACUCAUGACUUUCUAACUGAAUCACUUGAAGCUCUGGUCAGCUCAGACUCUGAACUCUGUGACUUUCAGGACAUACUGUAUGUAGCAGCGUGACACCAACCAUGUCCACUUCUUUUUCAUGUCAUAUCACUCAGUCUGAAAUAAAGGUUGCUGUACAGGUCUGUUUUCCAAAGG
Myripristis murdjan (pinecone soldierfish) is the source of this 5371-nucleotide messenger RNA. It is a transcript of the gene tmem132a, whose product is annotated as transmembrane protein 132A. Lineage: Eukaryota; Metazoa; Chordata; Actinopteri; Holocentriformes; Holocentridae. The record is from RefSeq and is a predicted model, not a curated record. The coding region runs from base 338 to 3625 and encodes 1095 amino acids. The transcript has 15 exons.